AUGAAGUUCUCCACUGCCGCUGUUGCCGCUGUUGCUGCCGCCUCCGUCCUGGCUCAAGCCAUCCCUGCUCCCGUCGUUGUCGAAGAGGGCUUGGAAAAGCGUGCUGAACUCAAUGAUGUUCUCGGUGCCAUUGACAACUUGGUCGCUGUCCUUAACACCAAGCGUGAAGCUGGUGAAAUCGAUGUUGUUGCCUACGCCGCUGAAUUGGCCCAACGUGACUUCGACUGGAGCGCGCUUUUGCAACUGUUGCUCAAGGCUUUGCCUGGUCUUAUCAAGUCUGUCUGGGACUCGGGUAUCAUCCAACUGGUGUUCAAGGCUAUCUGGAACAACCAAACUAUUAAGGAUGCCCUUUUCAACGGGCUUAAGUACGUGCUUAACGCCAUCUUGGGUCUCUUCACUAAGUCUGCUGACACCACCCCCGCCGCUGCUACUGGCAAGGCUCAAACUAAGAGAAUGUUGGACGAACUUGAACGUCUUCAAAUGUCCAACGACCUCUCGGCUCGUGACUUCGUUGACACUAUUGGCACCAUUAUCAAGGCCAUCUGGAACUCUGGCAUCAUCCAACUGGUGUUCAACUGGGUUAUCAACUGGGUUAAGACCAACCCGGAACAAGUCCAGAACUUGCUCAAGCUGGCUUUGUCGGUGGUGUCUAAGUUGGUGAGUUCGAUCUGGACCUGGGCUCAACAAAACGGUUACGUCGAAAAGGUCUUCCAAUGGAUCGGUGCCAACAUUGGUAAAAUUCUUACCUCCGUCAUCAACUUCAUCUUGAGCUUGUUCGGUGGCAACAAAGCUGGCACUACUACCCAAAGCGCGGCGCCUGCUCCUGCUCCCGCUGCUACUGGUGCCCCCAAGCAAAAGAGAGAAUUCAACAGAAUGUACUAG
This is a messenger RNA of Diutina rugosa, 882 nucleotides long. RefSeq lists its product as uncharacterized. The coding region runs from base 1 to 882 and encodes 293 amino acids. The transcript has a single exon. The record is from RefSeq and is a predicted model, not a curated record. Lineage: Eukaryota; Fungi; Ascomycota; Pichiomycetes; Serinales; Debaryomycetaceae.